AGCCGCGUUGUUUAUUUUAUGGGCAAAUUGUCCGUAAAUCCCGAUUUUCAAAAAUAUGUUCACAUCCAUCGGUUUGCUACAGCUGGUUAUUGAUCAAAACGAUCUUCCUCAUUGCCCAACUGCCAUACGGAUGCGAUACGCCUCCGCUACUAUGUGCGUUUCUUGCAAAAUAUCUUCUCAACUAAAUCACAGCAUUCGAAAAAACGUCGGAUUGAUAUCGCUUCCUUGAAUUGAAGAAAAAUUGUCUGAACAGUCCUUUUAUGCCGGCUACUGAACCAUACCAUUUAUCCCGGCGCCCCGGUGAAACUGUCGAUUAUUUAGUGUCGAUGCUAUCGCCGAACACUACUGAGAAAUAACGCGCGAUAAAACCCCAACAAAGGGGCCGAAAGUUCAUCCAUUUAUUUUGACUUCAAGUUUUCGGCAAACUCCAAUCGAUCCAGGUCAUAGUGCAAUAUUUCCCAGCUGAUCUAUUCUCUCUACCUCAUGAAACAUAACCAGGUGCUGGUACUCCCGUCAUUGCUUCAGCGCAACGCGGAUUAUAUUCUGCAGUACAUGCUCACACGUAAUCCCAUAAAUUGAGAAUACUUUUGACUAAUCCCCUCAUCAUCUAUGCUUCUCUUGUUAUCGUGAUCUUGACGGAAUUUACAAGCCGUUUUCUGAUUACAGAUGCAGUUAAGCCACACUGAGCUAUACACUAAACUCUCGAGAUUAUGACCUAUAUAAUAUCAUGAGAUUAAUGUGGGAUCAUAAGAACAUUAGUUCAUAUCAUUCAACAAUGGACCGCACCACUCAAGAUUGGUUAUUGAAUGCACCUAGAACCAGGUGAACCUACAGUUGUACAGUGUUUGCGUGAUGGUUGUUGCUGACAAAUGCUGCAAUGCCACUGCGAUGCCAGCUGGUAGCCAGGGUGCUGCUCGCUUCGCUACUGAAAGCAUCUCUCCUAAACUUUUUCAAUAACAUUGUCAUUCUUACCGUUAUCAUAUCGUACUCGGACUCGAGCAACUCCCAGUCGGUAACUCGCUACGCAUCUCGAAUCGUUGAGACUAAGAGUGGUCAGAUACGAGGAAUCCGCCAGGAACUAAACGGUCGUCAUCUAGAUCCCGUCGAAGUGUUCAGAGGUAUUCCCUACGCGGCGCCGCCAGUCCAAGAACUGCGUUUCAGAUCACCUCAACCUCCGCUCAGUUGGACAGGAGUGAAGCUAGCAGAUACAUUUGGCUCGGUUUGUCCUCAGAACUAUCCUGAUGUGAGUAACCGAACCAUUGCUCUCGCAGCGAUGCCACAGGGGAGAUUCUUCCAACUCAAACGUCUUCUACCGUUCCUUGCCAACCAGAGCGAGGAUUGUCUGUUCCUUAAUCUUUACAUCCCCGGUAGCGGUUCUCGAGGACUCGAGGCUCCAUAUGCAGUGAUCGUUUACGUCCACGGUGAGAGCUUUGAGUGGGGUUCUGGUAAUCCUUACGACGGUUCAGUACUAGCCAGUGCCGGGCACGUCAUCGUUGUGACUCUGAACUAUCGUCUCGGCAUCUUAGGGUUUCUGAGGACUCGUCCCGGGCCUGACACGACAGACGGCUCUGGUGGAAAUCUCGCGUUGAAAGACAUAGCCAUGGGAUUGCAAUGGGUACGAGACAAUAUUGCGGCCUUUGGUGGCGACCCCAACAGAAUUACUCUCAUCGGACACGACACUGGGGCUGCCCUGGCGAAUCUACUGCUGCUCGCUCCCUAUGGCAAAGGACUUUUGCAUCGGCUGGUUCUUUUGAGCGGCUCCGCCCUGAGUCCUUGGGCAGCUGUUCAUGAACCCGACGAUCUGAGACAGAAGAUCGCAGAGCAUUUUGAAUGCCCAUUGGAUACUGGAUCGGACGUUGCAGAUUGUUUACGCGAAAUUCCUCUUCAAACCCUCAUGGAGUUGUCAUUACCGGAAACAAGAUUCAUGCCGAGCAUUGGUCCCGGGUUGCCGGUCGACAUAAACAGCCCCGAUCCAAGCCAUGACAUGGAGAGAGACAGCGGGACCUUCGUAACGAUUCCAUUAAUCGUCGGAGUCACCACAGCCGAGAGUUAUCUCGACUUUAACGCAAACGAUAUCCAAUACGGUUUCGAAGAGGAACAAAGAAACCGGGUCCUGAGGACUUUCGUCCGUAAUGCCUACGUGUAUCAUUUGAAUGAAAUAUUUUCGGCGAUCAGGAAUGAAUACACCGACUGGGACAAGCCGGUACUGCAUCCCAUCAACAUACGAGAUUCUACGAUGGAGGCGCUCAGCGAUGGUCAUACGGUCGCCCCGCUGAUGAGGGUGGCUUUUUAUCAUGCCCGGAGGGGCGCAAAAACAUUUUUCUACCAUUUCAACUACCAGACAAAAGACAGCGAAUAUCUCCAGCGGCUGGGCAGUGUAAGGGGUGAGGAUAUUCCCUACGUUUUUGGCCUUCCCCUCGUAUCGGGGGGGACAUUUUUUCCGCAGAAUUACAGCCGUCAGGAUCAGGGAGUCGCCGAAGCUGUUCUAACGUUCUUCGCAAAUUUUGCAAAGACCGGCAACCCCAAUGAGCCGCGCAACGUCGAUUCGGUCGACUACGGAACGGUCAAGGAAAAGACGAGAUUCCGGGGCCUGAUGUGGGAGCAGUACGAGACGGGGUCACAGCAGUACCUAACGAUAGCGCUCAAGCCAAAAAUGAAAAGCCACUAUCGGGGCCAUAAAAUGGCUGUCUGGUUGAACCUGAUACCACAAUUACACCAGCCCGGAGAUGACGACGUCACGAUGCGCCAUCACCAUUUCAAAGAAAGAGGGGAUCACCUGUACGCAGGGCCAGUCCGGGAAGAAUGGCAGACGCCGAUGCUGUUGCCCGGCAACACGGUAACGACCUCGUUAUCGACGACGGAAUGCACGACCGCGAUGGGCGAGGAAUCUACCUCCGAGGUCGAAUCUGUGGCGAGUAACAUCGUCGAUGGAACGAGCGAGAGACACGACGACACCGAACUUCUCCAGAGGCUGGCGUCCCGCCACUAUUACAGCACCACAACAGCCCUAGCGAUCACAGUUGGCGUCGGAUGCAUCCUCCUCAUCCUGAACAUGCUCAUUUUCGCUGGAAUUUAUUACCAAAGGGAUCGUGAAAAGAAGAGAGCGGCCAGUGAGUGCACGCCGAACGGGCAUCAGGAUUCGCUUCCGAUGUCGGUGAGGCCGACUUCGCGGGACUCGAACGAGGACACGAGGUCAGAGGAGCCUCCUCCGUCUUACACAACCUUGGCAAGGGCCAGCCCUCCUCCGCCCUCCUCGACAAUGCCCGAACAGAGACUCUUUCGGGAUGAAACUAGUUUUUCCAGAAGCCCGGGAAUCGGGGUCGGCAAGGAGCAGGGGGCGAACCCCCACAAGGAUCCUAUCCCCCCGAAACCGCCGACUAGGACGACGAGCUCGCUGACUACUACCAGCGUCAAGAAACGCGUCCAAAUACAAGAGAUCUCCGUAUAGCAUUAGGGGCAGUCCUCGUCAGGGGACAGCAGCUCCAACGUUAAUGUGAAACGUGUCAGUUUUGCCGAGACGCGUUAUUGAUGAACGAUAUCGUCGCAGGUUCACGCUCGGCGAACGGCUACCGGCGACAAGUGUACGAGAAAUCGUUGUGUGGUGGAGAAAAAAACUGAAACUUUGUCCGUAGAUUCACGGAUUGAAUAAGUUUAGGUAUUCCAUAUAUGUAUACUCGGGACUCUCUUGAAUAUUAUUAUGCGAUAUUAAAAGUGGAGCGCAUUUUGUAUUGCCAAAGACUAUGUUCGGGUGAACUGUACGUAUUUAUUACAAUAUGUAUUACGGUCGCAGCACUGUGUAUGAGCACGAAAUUGUAGCUCCAAGUUUCGGGACUCCAAUAUUAGUCUCUAAGUGAUUAAGUAUCGUCUUUCUCCAUUCUUAUCCCCGAUAAAUCCAGUUAGCAUAGCUCCGUCAGAUUUACGAACAAUUUAGCGUUCGGAUUAUUAUAAUUCAGACCCUUACGAUUAGCCUUUACUCUACUGUAUGUCUGAGAAAUAGUUUAUUAAUAAAAGAAACUGUUGGUUGUACGUGUAAAA
Molecule: messenger RNA, 4035 nt
Organism: Athalia rosae (coleseed sawfly)
Lineage: Eukaryota; Metazoa; Arthropoda; Insecta; Hymenoptera; Athaliidae
Gene: NLG-5
Product: neuroligin-4, X-linked-like
Exons: 9
Coding region: 878-3448 (856 amino acids)
Biological process (GO): neuron cell-cell adhesion; presynaptic membrane assembly; synaptic vesicle endocytosis
Cellular component (GO): cell surface; postsynaptic membrane; synapse
Molecular function (GO): signaling receptor activity; neurexin family protein binding
Source: RefSeq, a predicted model, not a curated record